CGGCUCCCAAUAAACCCACCACUCCCAUUCAUCUCCAUCCCUCCAACCCAGCUCCACCCUCUUCCUCCCUCCCUCGCUCCUUCUCCUCUCUGCGGAUCUUACCGGGCAGCUUCGUGAGUUAAAAAAAAAAAAAACCUGCUUCGUUGAAUUGGGGUUUGUGCGCCAGGGAGGAAAAAAAGUCCCGUUAUUUUUACCAGGAUAUCUUUGUUUUUGUUCUUCUUUUCAAAAGAGUUUGUGUCAUCUGUUUAAACCAAUUUUUCUACCAGAAAGUUUCCUCUAUGAGCUUCCAGUCCGUCCCCAGUAGCACUUGAUCCCGGUGGGAAGCUGAAGAGGAGAAAAAAAAUGACGAUUCACGUCGAGGGUCUCGUGGCCAUCGUCCUCUUCUAUGUCCUGAUUCUGUUCGUGGGGAUCUGGGCCGCGUGGAAGAACAAGAACUCUGGAGUCGGUGAAAGCGGAGACCGCAGCGAGAGUAUUAUGGUCGGGGGCAGAGACAUUGGGCUGUUCGUGGGGGGAUUCACGAUGACCGCCACCUGGGUGGGUGGGGGAUAUAUAAAUGGAACAGCAGAGUAUGUCUACCUGCCAGACUACGGCCUGGCCUGGGCUCAGGCACCCUUUGGUUACGCUCUCAGCUUGGUAUUAGGUGGGCUUUUCUUUGCUAAACCAAUGCGAUCACGUGGCUACGUCACGAUGCUGGACCCUUUCCAGCAGCUCUAUGGAAAACGGAUGGGGGGACUGCUUUUCAUUCCUGCCCUCAUGGGAGAAAUCUUCUGGUCUGCUGCCAUCCUGUCUGCCCUGGGUGCCACUCUGAGUGUGAUUGUGGACAUAAACAUCAACAUGUCUGUGGUGAUCUCAGCGCUCAUAGCCAUCUUUUACACGCUCGUUGGAGGACUCUACUCCGUCGCAUACACAGAUGUGGUCCAGCUGUUCUGCAUCUUUUUGGGCUUGUGGAUCAGUGUGCCUUUUGCCCUUUCCAAUCCUGCCGUGUCAGACAUCGGGGUUUCAGCCAAGGAAGCAAUCCAUCAGUCACCCUGGCUGGGCAAGAUCAGGCCUGAAGACAACUGGCUCUGGGCCGACAACUUCUUUCUGCUGAUGUUGGGAGGGAUUCCCUGGCAGGUCUACUUUCAGCGGGUUCUUUCUGCCUCUUCAGCGACCUACGCUCAAGUUCUCUCCUUCCUCGCCGCCUUCGGCUGCCUUGUCAUGGCCGUCCCGUCCGUCCUCAUAGGAGCCAUUGGGGCUUCCACGGACUGGAAUCAAACGACUUAUGGUUCCGUCGCUCCGAAGGACAAGGAUGAGUCUGACAUGAUCCUUCCCAUAGUGCUUCAGCACCUCUGCCCGCCCUACAUCUCCUUCUUCGGACUGGGAGCGGUGUCGGCAGCGGUGAUGUCAUCAGCAGACUCAUCCAUACUGUCAGCCAGCUCCAUGUUUGCCAGGAACAUUUAUCAACAAGCCUUUCGGCAGAUGGCUUCGGAUUCUGAGAUCGUUUGGGUGAUGCGCAUCACCAUCUUUGUGUUUGGAGCUCUCGCCACAGCUAUGGCGCUUUUAACUGGAUCUGUAUAUGGCCUUUGGUAUUUAAGCUCCGACCUUGUCUACGUCAUCAUCUUCCCCCAACUUCUCAGUGUGUUGUUCGUCAAAGGUACCAACACAUACGGCUCCGUGGCAGCGUAUAUCUUUGGACUCUUGCUGCGCAUUGGUGGAGGGGAGCCUUACCUAAAACUGCCUCCGUUCAUCUAUUACCCCGGAUGGGUGACGGUGGAGAAGGUUCACCACAUCAGCGGAGACAUAGAGUACUUCGUCCAGCAGCGGUUCCCCUUCAAGUCUGUGUCCAUGGUGGCGUCUUUCCUAGCAAACGUGGUCUUCUCCUACCUGACAAAGUACUUAUUCGAAAGCGGCAUGCUGUCUCACAAGUACGACUUCCUGGACGCGGUCGUGUCCAAGCAUAGCAAAGAGAUCAUGGACAAGGCCACGCUGGUAAGCAAUCACGAUAACAUUAUUCUUUCAGAGAUGGCUCCGGUCAGGCAAGCCCUCGGUGCUACGCUUGCUGGGACCUUCACCAACACCGAGGCCCUGAGCGACGAUGGCGAGUCGAGUCCGGAGUCCUAUCACAGCGAGAACUAGACGGCAAAACGCACAAAGAAAACUUGAACCGAGGAAUGUGAAAGGGGAAGAGAGAAUCAGUUGGCGUCCUUCAGGAAACUUGUUACUGCCACACUGUGAGCCAGAUCAGCAGAAACGCUCUGCGGCUUCCAAGUGACUCCACAAGUUAUGUCGGCGAAUCGGUGCCUCCUCCGUUUGUUCCUAUUUCCUCUCUAGAAUCUCAUCUCUGACUCUAUAUUGUACAAAGCUCACAAUUGUUUUAGUUUUUCUGACCAUGGCUCUGUGAAUUUACAACUGUUUUAGUUUAACUGCUGCUACUGUGGUGGAGCGAUAAAGGGAAAUUGUUUUUCAAGGUUGCUGGUCUUGAAAAAUGUACAUUAGAACUAAGAAGCAGCAUUAAUGUCUGGUUGUCUUAGCUCAGGUUACAUGUGUUGAUGCACAUACAGUGCCUUGCAAAAUUAGUAAUUCCCCUUAAACUUUUGUUAAAUAUCAGUGUAUCUUGUUAGGAGUUUAUAUGAUAGACUCACAUAAAGUUGGAUCUUUAGCUGUUGCAGCUGCACGUCGUUCAGGGUAAUUUUUGGCAUUAUUCUUUGCUAAAUCACUGGUUCUGCCCAGAUUAAAUAGAGAGCAUCUGUAAACAUCAGGUUUUUUUUAUUUGACCUGCAGAUUUAGGUCUGGACUUUGGUUGUGCCAUUUGAACACAUGAAUAUAUUUUAUCUGCAUUCAGUCUACCAUGCUUUACUUUUAAUAAUCCAUUUUUUUUUCUUGCCACUCACGUUGACAGAAUUACGACGGAGUAUGAAAGCCACGCUAAGAAAAUUACGACAAUAAAAUUGUACAGGAAGAAAAGCAUAAUAUUAUGAGAAUAAAGUCUUAAUGUUACUGCUUUUUUCCUUCAAUGCUAUGAUUUUCUUUUCGAAAUACUAUGACUUUAUUCUGGUGAUAGGAAGUUAUUCUCAUAUUACUUCAACUUUAUUCUCAUAAUUGUAUGUCUUUAUUCUCGUACAAUUAUUUUUGUAUUUUUUCUUAUUAAGGCUCUCAUACUUUGUCGUACAGAAUAGAUGGAUUUAUAAUGGAAUAAUAUUACACAAAAGUGGACUACUUACUCAUUUGGUAACUUUUAAUGACAUUGGGUUGCACUUGAUUUUAUUUAGGGGUGUCAGAAUACAAAUGCGUACCAGGCAUUUCAGAUUUGUAUUUAUACAAAAUAAAUUAAAAACCACAUAUCAUUUCCCUUCUUUUCAUAAUUAUGCACUACAUUUUGGUCUAUCAUAUUCAAUCCUAAUGAAAUACAACAUGAUUUGUGGUUGGAUCACAUAAAAUGUCAAAGGCUCAAGGGAUAUGAACCGCUCUCCAAGGCACUGUAGGUAUGCCUGUGAACAAAGCAGCUUUAAGUGACUGAUCCAUGAUGGUUUUGUUGAGUAGUGUUAAGUUUGCAUAGAAACUUUAUCAACAGAGCAAUAAUAUUUUAAGAAUCUUAGUUUUAUUUUCAGCCUUUUGCUGCUAAACCACUGAAUAUAUAGAGAUGUGAGCUCAACAGUAGAUGUAUUUAUUGUUUUUAAUCUGGUUUUUAGACUAUCCAACCAUCAGACUGGUGCAAAGUACUAUUAUACCCAUUCAGCUUUUAAGUGUCACAGAAACUAAAUCAUUCCAGUAACUGUGGCGUCUGACGCUAGCUUUGGGCAACACGCUUAGCAUUGAGAUGCUAUUUUCGGCUUGUACCGUUUUAGUAAUUAUCCAACUCCUUUUUGCUUCAAACCAAUAAUUUGUUUUUGUUCUUUUAACAGAGUCCACUAAAUUGUUUUAGAAGGAAAAAUUAAUAGCCAGUGGGCCAAGAACAGCGGAUUUUCUUGUCCAUUGCUGUUAACGGACGACGCUUGUGCGUCAGAUUCAAGGGCGUACCAGAAACACAACACAAAGGUUCCGGCUUGGGACUUGUUAAGAAAACAAAAUGCGAUUAAUUGUAUUAAAAUGUUUUAGCACAUUCAAAUCUAUUUAAUUUAUUAAUCAAAAUUAACACAUUCAAAUCUUGGCUUCAAUAAACUACUGUCAUUCAAAUCUUCAUUUGUUUUAGUGACCCUGUCAGUAUAUAGAUGAAUGGCAUUUCUGUUUUGGAGUCUUUAUUAUGAUCAUGUAUGUUGAUUUUCCCCUAACAGCUAAUGAAAACACAACACUGAAUAUGAGGAUAAAAUUAUCAGAUCAAACAAAAAAUAUGUUUAAUAAAGAAAUGUGGGGUUAAUGAAAGAAAUGUUUAAUUUCUGCUUCUUUUCAAAUGGAACUAAGCUCAUCGGAGCACAAAUGUUCAAAAUUAUUUUAUACAUAAAUUUGAAUAUGUGCUGUUAUGAAGCACACUGUGGAUUACUAAUUAUUCAGCAACAUCCCACUCUGAUUUCUUAUAAAGUUUUAAAUUUGAUCACUGCCAGGUAUAUGACUCUUACUGCAACUUUCCCUUUUUAAGAUAUAGUCAAUUGAUCGAGAUUAAACUUCACAGACAAAUAUCUGAGCAUGUUGGAGACAACUCUGCUGACUACACCAAACUCCUAAGUUUUGUCUUUUUACAUGUUUAUGGAAAACAUGUCAGGAUAAGGUUCACUUGCACUUGCUUACUUGUUUUUUUCUUUUAAGCAUACUCUUGAGUCUAUGGUUAAUAUGUGGUUAUUUAACUGAACAAAUUUUCAAUGUAAAAGGAGGUUGAAUUGAGGAAAAUGUUAAAUAUUGAUCACUGCAGUUUUAACAUGUUCAGAUAUUUUGAAUUUCAUCACUCUGGCAUAGAAAUAUCUGCUGAUCGAACAUAAAUCAUUGUCCUAGCUGGUAAAAGAAAAAAGUUCUUGUCUGUCUUGAUAUGUUGCUAUCAAAUCUCUUGGUGUGUGUUGUGGCAGCCGGUCCUGUCGUGUGUUUAUGUUGGUGUCUUGUAAGAUUCUGCUGUGCAAUUGACAUAGGACAGGCCUGCUCAUUUUCCAUUAAAACAGAAUUGAGAUCGAAAAAAGGGGGAGUAAAUUUCUGUAAAAAAAAACCUCAAAAUUUUGGAGAUAAAUGUCAGAAAUUUUCUUUAAAAAAAAUU
Xiphophorus hellerii (green swordtail) is the source of this 5155-nucleotide messenger RNA. RefSeq names its product high-affinity choline transporter 1-like. The coding region runs from base 343 to 2115 and encodes 590 amino acids. Gene Ontology annotation, cellular component: plasma membrane; perikaryon; dendrite. Gene Ontology annotation, molecular function: choline:sodium symporter activity. The transcript has 9 exons. Lineage: Eukaryota; Metazoa; Chordata; Actinopteri; Cyprinodontiformes; Poeciliidae. The record is from RefSeq and is a predicted model, not a curated record. Gene Ontology annotation, biological process: choline transport; neuromuscular synaptic transmission; acetylcholine biosynthetic process.